Messenger RNA from Candida dubliniensis CD36, 864 nucleotides. RefSeq lists its product as uncharacterized. The coding region runs from base 1 to 864 and encodes 287 amino acids. NCBI's taxonomy places the organism in Eukaryota, Fungi, Ascomycota, Pichiomycetes, Serinales, Debaryomycetaceae. The record is from RefSeq and is a predicted model, not a curated record. The transcript has a single exon.
AUGUCAAUUAAAAUCGAUCAUAUUAUCAAAUCUAGUAAAGAACUUUAUCCACAGAUAAUUGAAGAAUUAUCUAGCCAAUUCAAGAAGAAAUAUGAUAAGAAUACCAAGACAUUUGAACAAUUGAAUACUUGGAAAGAAGAUGAAUUGACAAACACAUUAUUGAAACGAUACCAACAAACUGGAACCACUUGGAUAACAAAAGACGAAUUGGUCAAUCUACUUGAUUGGAAACUAGCCAAGGGGAAAUUCAGACCAAUGUUACCCAAACUAAUUAAAUCUAAUGAUAGUCUAGUUGUGGAAGAAACAACGAAACAAGGAUAUCAAUUUUUGUUAGAUUAUUUCAAAUUACAUAGUAAUAGUAAAAAACAACUGCAAUCUUUGGAUAAAUUUUGGGGUGAAGCUAAAGAUGAAGAUAAAAUAGAAUAUUCGGAAACGAUAAAGAAAAGUUUUGAGAAGUUUAGUUUAUUAAAAGGAGUUGGUCCAGCUAUGGCAAGUCUUUUAGGUAGUCUUGUAAUCAAGAUAAAUCCAUAUUUGACACCACCAUUUUUCAGUGAAGAAAGUUUCCUAUUUUAUUAUUUGGAAUCAUUUGGAUCAGGUGAGAAAGUAAAAUAUAAUAUGAAAGAAUACAUUGAAGAGUUGUUACCGGUUUAUUUUGAAAUUAUAACUCAACAUCCAGAAGUAACUAUGGAUACAUUGGAAAGGGGAGGCUGGGCUUUAAAGGCAUAUCAAAUUCAAAAUGAUGACAAGCUAGCCAAUAUUGAAACUGAAUAUACCGAUGAAGAUACUGAUAGGUUGAAAUUAGAACAUAAACCAGACUUGAAAUUAAUUGCUUCAGCACCAAGAAGAAAGAAACAAAAAAAGUGA